Pocillopora meandrina is the source of this 5661-nucleotide messenger RNA. The record is from the annotation of a GenBank genome assembly. NCBI's taxonomy places the organism in Eukaryota, Metazoa, Cnidaria, Anthozoa, Scleractinia, Pocilloporidae.
GCAUCUUUUUGGCUUGCCUAAGCUUGUUUCGCCUCCAGAAGCGUCUAAAGUUGAUCUGCUCCACAAAAGGCACAAUCAUAACACCCAAUAAUGGAUACAAAGACCGAAGUCGGGCGGAUGAACGUUUCUUUCGAAAUGGAAUCCAAACAAGAAGAUCACGCCGAAACGUAUACCAGUUUAGUUUUCAGAGAGGACACUCCUAAGGCAAAGUCGAAGGUGGAAACACAGCUGUAUAAGGAUUCUGACUCAGUGAAACAUCACCCAUUAUUCUUAAUCGUAUCUGCCAUUGCUGUUGCUUCGCUCUUAACAGCCCUUGCCACUUUGGUUUUAGCUGUGGCAAUCAUGACGGCACGGAGCGAAGUUUCUACAGGUACGGCUACCAUUACUUCAUCCUGUUUUAUCAACAGACCACUCUCCCAUAAGAAAUUUCUACUCCCGAAUGAAAAAUUAAUUUCUUGAAGAACUUCGUACAGAGUUUUGCAUAUUUGACCUUUACUUACCAGAGCGUUCCCCGCACUUAUGAUUAGUAUAGGAUUUCUAAUGAUGUGAGCCACUUAACACCAAGUUAGUAUCAUGAAGUAUGCAAAGGCCGAAGACAUUGUAAGUAACGCAAACGCUCCGACUCAUUGAGGAGCAAUCCUUCCAUCAUUAUAGUUAUCCUUAAUUAAUUCAACUCUACGUAGUCGACCCCUUGGGUCGAUCGUGCAAAAUUGCACGAUGACGUUGGCCUUUUCGGAAAUGUUCGCAUUACAUCUGAUCGUUCUGAAAUUCCGACUGUAACAUCUAGACAUUCUAAGCCAAUCACAUGGCGAGUUUUAGCUCCGAACUACCAAACGUGACCUUGGGAGCCGGUUCCGAAAAAUCAUUUGCGUACGAUUUCAAUCUGCAACAAUGGCGUUCGAUGCGAAACGCUAGAGAUACAGCGUAGCUAAGGCUUCAGAGACGAUUUUUGACGAUGGAAGUGAGCAUGGUGGUAUGUCUAGUGUUGAGGAAUCCGAAUUAGACAGAAGACUGGAAAAUCCUAGCGAAGAAUCGAGGUAAGUAAUCUAUAAACAUUCUUGCGAUAUUUAACUGCAUGACGCAUGUGGUGUUGGAACAGUGUAAAAUUACAUUUACUUUUAUUUUUCGCGCACGAAUUCUUGUUUUUUGCCUUGAGACAAACCUGUAAAUGUAUAUUUGUGAAUGAAAAGCAAGAUCUAUUGUGAUCAAACAUGAUUUUGAAGCGACAGAGUAAAUAAUGUUCAAUGGAAUUUUAUAACGCAACGGCCUAAAUUAUCUGCCAAUCACAGAUCGAAUGACGCAGUGUGCGUCCGAACUAAAUCAAAUAAAAUCUUUAAUUUUUAAAACGAUAGUUUUAUAUAUAUCGACCUGCACAAUUAUCUUAUAUGUUUUGUAUGUUUUUUAGAUGUGGUUCUACUUGUUACAUGCCGAAAAUUCACAAAACAAACAAGUUAUGCUCAAAAAUGAGUGGAAUGAUAUAAAAUGACAGUUUCGGGUUUCACUUCUAAAUUGUUUUACUCUUGAAAAAUACUGGUGGUGCAUUGCAAGUGAAAGGCUUUUGAUAUAUGUUGCGCUUUAAGUGUUUUGAGGUUGAUUAUCCCAUUUGUCCUUAUUUCAAGGCAAAAUUUCAGAAGUCAAACAAAGAAAUAUAGUUCCAAUGGUUGCACUGUAGACUUCAACAUUCACAUUGGGAAAGAUGCUCCAAGAGGGAUUAGUAAAUUUGGGCUUGGGCAUGGUGUUAAGGUAAGACUUAUUAGUCCGUACUUCAAUCAGUGUUCACUAAAUAUGUAUAACACAUCUCAGAUUUAUUAUUUUCUAACCAAUUUUUAUGGAGAUGUUGCUCAUAUAACAAGGAACUUGUUUAGUUAAUUUUUGCCUCAUUACUUUAUAUCAUUUGGAUAUCACUUAAUUCACAGUUCAAAUUUUGAUGAUAUUUUAUGCUAAUUAGUGUUAGUUUGAAAGCAUUCAAUGAGAUUGUUUCCUUUUUCUUGGAGAAGAAACAUGCAUUUCAGGAAAGCUUAUUUACUGCUGUUUCAAUUGAGGUAUAGCUUACUUCCCUUGUGUACACUCGGUGAGGAAUAAAUUUUUCAAUAAUCUGGGUCAAUUUUUAUGGUUUUGGGGUACAGUUUGAAAAAAAAAUUCCAAUUAAUUAUGUAUUUGUUCUUUUUCAGCCAGAUUCUCCGGAUGUCUUGCCCGUGACAUAAGGAAUAUUUUAUCUUGAAAUAUUUCCUUGUAACUCUACUCCAUUCGGGCCCAGGCUGUUUCAAAGUCAAACGUUCUCUGAUAAUUUAUGCAAGUUGUAUGCCAUUUUCUUAGCAUGAUUUAAAAUACAUGGAGUUUUGAAAGCAAUUUUUUUUUUCUGUAUAGCUUAUUUCUUAUUUUGUCCUCUUUCAAAUGAGAUAUAGCACUACUCACUUGUGUAAAUACUGUUAUAAAAAAAAUAAAAGAAAAAAGGUUGUCGUCACUUGCCAUUUUUUUAUGUCUACUACUGGCGUAUAUUCAUUUUUUGUCUCCUUGAACUAUAUCAUAGCUACUAAUUGUCUGAUGAAAAAUACCCAACAGCUUAAUGCAGUCCUUUGCAUAUUUGAUAUAGUCUCUUCUUUCCUAUAUUCAUUUCCACCAGGGGCGUCAGAACUUGAAAAGAAUAUGCAAGAGAUGAAAAGGAACCUCUCGGCUCUGCGAGAAUAUUCGGUAGAAGCAUUUUUUUUUUAUCAUUUGAAGUAAUGGGUGAAAUACAACACUGUAUACACUACAUUACGGAUUUCAAACAUUUAACAGCCAGCCAGACAGGUCGAAAUAACUAUAAAACUAUUUUUCUUCAUUGAUUUGUUUUGGCUUGUCCCCUAACUCGACAACAUAAUGAAAAUCCGUUUAUAAGCUAAUGAGAUUACGAGUGUCCUUCGUUGCUUCAAAAAAUUUAACGCUUACCUUUGAUCUAUACUCUUCUCUCGAUGAAUGAUUACAUAUAUUUCACACCAGAAAGCCUUUUUCCACGAGCCCCAUUUUCCAGCUGCCGUCUCUAAUAAAUACUUAAUCCAAUCUAUCUUUUAAUCAUUCACUAAUAUCUCAUGUAUUGGCGUAUAGGGAAUAAAUUAUAGAAGUUUUGGCAGUAACUGACUUUUUUUUUUUUUUUUUAGCAAGCAAUGCAAUGUAUCUUAAUUCAGGCUAAUAAGAACCUUUAUGAGCGUAACUGAUGUCAACAAGUCAUCUUGAUCAUUAAUCUUAUUUUAAGUUUUGUUUUUCUAAUGUGCUCCUUGUGAUAUACACUGAUUGAUGCCACCCGCAGAGUGACAAUUUUUGGUGGUGGUUGAAAAAACGUUACAUUACCUAAAAUAUUUAUCGUAUGUUCCACCCAUUAUAGAACACCAUAUUAUGCUCUUUUUCAGGACCAAAAUGCAAAAGAAAUCUGGCUCGCAAUACAGAGUGCACCCUGCAGAUUGAGCGAACUAAACACAAGUGUGAAUGAAAAGCUUCUUGAUUUUGGACAGCAGAUCCUGCAGCUUGAUCAGAAGGUGCGUGCGGCUAAAUGCAAUUAAGGACUGACCGAGCUUUGAGCUUUGGUCUCUAAUUUGAAUUAGAAAAAAUUAGCGGCCCUAACUUACACAAACUCGAGUAGGCGACGUUACUUAUAUUACAUCAAUGAAACUUAUAAGCUAUGAAGCAACAUUGAAUGGAAAGGCUGCUAAUUCUUAGCUGUUACGAUUUUGCAUCAGUAAAAGUUCACUGGUUUCAAUUUUUCAUACAUUUUUCCUACCCAGGAAAAUUAUUCUUAAGAAAAUAGGAAUCUAAGAUCUAGAGAUUCUCGAACAAAAUAACACACGACAAGACCACAGAACGGUAUCUCAAUUAGACCAUUAUGCGCUUCCUUUGUAAGCCUGAUGAUAAGGCCUACUUUAGAAGUAUUGUGUCAGGCAGUACUUCCCUUGGUAGCUGUUCAUUCGAAAAUAAAUAAAGAUCACAUGAUUUACCUUUCAAGUUAAGAAAUGCUUGAAUCGACUUUUUUCCCUCGCAGAGCGCAUCGAUUGGAGGUUUGGAGGGAUCCUCUAAAUUCCCAACUACCGCCAAACUAGAGAGUUAGCCAAAGUUUCUCCAUAUUUUACCAUAUUUUUCUCGUUAUUUGUUUCAAUUUUGCUUCGGUUUUGCCCUCUUUGAAAAUUAUCUCUUUGAGAAGCACUUCUAGUUGAUAAACUAGGACAGACUUAGAAUUGCAAAUUGUAUUUGAUUUAUUUACAGCAGUACGACAUAAAGGUUUAUUUAAUUAUCUAGGUGAAAAAUACAAAUAGCAGCAGGAGCAUCAUAGGACCACCUGGAGUCAAUGGUAGUAAUGGUGACGUUGGACCUACUGGACUUCCCGGACCACCAGGAUAUAAUGGUACUAAGGGUGACAUUGGACCUGCCGGACCAGUCGGACCUGCCGGACCUCCAGGAUAUAAUGGUAUCAAGGGCCCUGCAGGACCAUCUGGACUACCUGGUGUUCAGGGCCUUCGUGGACCAUCUGGGUAUAAUGGUACUCAGGGCCCACCUGGACCCGGGGCCAGUUCCUGUGUUUUUAAGACUUUAUCGAGUCCUGGCAUGAGUGCAUCCUCGUUCGCCCAACAAGAAAUAACAGCGACGGCACCAAACGUAAUUUGAUUUUAUGAUCGAAAAAGUUGUUUUAUUCUGAAAAAAAAAAAAACCAGAGAAACAAACAAAUCUUUUGUUGAAAAUUACUUUGCGACAUGUUAACAAUGUUAACCAAAGAUUUACUGGUCCAAGGAGUUGUCGGAAGUCGUAAAGCUUCAGUUGAAUACAGCGAGUUAAGUUUUUAUUUUUAGCCUCAGGCCGCAUUGAUUUUGAGAAUCAGAGCUAAUUUUAUCUCUUUAAGUCUUAAAUCUCCAUCAUCGUAUAUUAAAAAGACGAAAGGUAAAAAAAAAAAAAAAAACGAACAAGUUUAUUUUGCUGCUAAAUAUGUGAUAAAAUGUGUGGUUUUUUUUUUUGACAAUCCCAUACCUUUUAGGAUAUCUAAAUGGUCAUUUCGAAUUCUAUAAUCCCACAUAGAGCGAUGAUCUCCUGUCAAAAAGGUAUAUUUUCCUUCUUGCGUUCCAUGAUAUGAAGGCUGUAUUCAUGAUAACAUGAUUUAAGAACGGUGAAUUUGCAACAAGAAUUCCCCGAACUAUAGCCGUGGGCUUUCUUCACGUCAAGUGUUCACUCAUAAAAAUGAAUGUACACUUGCCUAUUCACAAAGAGGAAAGGGAUGUUUUUGUCUUCUGCAUUUCGAACUCUUGAUGUAAUUUAUCAUUUUCUUUAGAAUCUUUUUUUUUUCCCGCCAGGGUAAGAUCUUUAUUGGCGUAAACUGUGAUACAAAUGACGCAAAAGUUGCUAAAUUAUCAAGCGCCAUCUCAGGUGGAAAGAGAACCUACAAGUGCUAUUGCGAAGGAACCUUAACAACUGGAGAAGCAACGAUGUAUUGCUACAUGCACAACUGGGAGUGUCAGAUAUAAGAGGGAAAACGGAAGGCCAUUCGAUGAACAGGAGUCUUUGUGAAGACAGUAACAGGGUGUUGAAUCAAAACUAGAGGAAGAACUUUAUUUUUACCUUUCUAACAUUAGUUCAAAUUUUCAAAUAUGCUCAGUUGAAGCCAAAUAAAUGAUUACAAAUAAAUAUGAAUGGAAAAGUGAAGCC